Molecule: messenger RNA, 7480 nt
Organism: Capsella rubella
Lineage: Eukaryota; Viridiplantae; Streptophyta; Magnoliopsida; Brassicales; Brassicaceae
Exons: 4
Coding region: 69-7388 (2439 amino acids)
Molecular function (GO): ADP binding; catalytic activity
Source: RefSeq, a predicted model, not a curated record
UCAAUCAAAAUCAAAGGCAACGAAGAGGAAACAAGGGCCAUUGUCGAGUUUGCUUCACCCAAGUUGUGAUGGCUUCUCCACAUAGUGCUUACUUGGAAAAAUGUGUAGCAGUAUCUUGCAAAGAGAUUUUUAAAUCAUUAGAAGAUGAUAAUGUUUCGAGAGUCUUGCUUGUUGGUGAAGCUGGAAUUGGUAAGACAUGGAUGGCUCGCGAAAUAUUCGAGCGUGCACCUAAAGACGAAGACUCCUCAUGCUACGUUUCUCUCUGGUUGAAUCUAAAUAAAGAUUUCCAUGUAUUGUCCCUUUACGAGGAUAUAGCUUCUCAGCUUUCAGUAUUUCUUGAUAAAGAAGAGAGUGAAGAGGAUGAUAGUGAAGAUGAGGAAGAGGAUCAGAAAACUCAAUACUUGGUCAGGUUGAAGGAAAAGAUUCAUGUAAAACUUAGGAAAAAGAAGGAAAAGGCUGAAAAAAAUAAUCUUUUGAAAAUGAAGGCCAAGGGUGAAAGAAAGAAGUACCUCCUUUUGGUUUUGGAUGAUGUAGGAAAUGUGACCAACGAAGCAAAAGUGAUGCAAGAUUUGGAACUUGAAGUUUUCCUUGCUCCUUUCAGACCUAUCAAGAUUCUUCUCACAAGAAGAAAAGGAGAAGGCGACUCUAAAGAUAACAUGAAACCCCUUGCCACAGAGGAGUUACAUGCUAAGUCUGUUGGGGAUAUCGAUUCCCUUGCCACAGAGGAGUUAGAAGCAGACUCUGAUGAAGAGAUCGAGUCCCAUGCUACGACGGAUGGGGCAGGCGAUUUACUUGACCCCCAUACCAUUGAUGCGUCACAGAUUUUAAGCGCCUUCUUUACAGAUACUUAUUUGAUGGGUCUACUCAAGUCCCUGAUUAAAUAUGACUUACUUGAAUCUCUAGAGUGUGAUAUAGUGAAAAGGAGCAUCGGUUUGCCAGCUGCAGUCGUUGUCCUAACCAAGUCUCUAAAUUACAUUGCGUGGAAGCUUCAAUUUUCUCAGCUUCCUCCAAAGCAGGAGGGGGUUCUUUUAGCAGUUCUUUCCUCUUUUGAUCCUGACCGUAAUAGAGCUAAUCCUGUUCUACAUCUCGCAUAUGAGUUACUAAAAACAGAUGAUACCGUGAAGAGUUCUAUUGUUGAUUGCUUCUGGCAUAGCUUGAGCUUCUUUGAGCAUUGUGGGUGUGUUUGUUACCAGGAGUUGAUCGCACAUUGGAUUCUUGAAGGCUACUUCGAUCCUGUUAGAUCCAUUACAGAGGCCUAUAUGGAUGGCCAUGAAGUCAUGAUGGAGCUUUUAGAACGUGGUUUUCUAAAGAUACAUGAGGACAAUGUUGUUAUGCCAGAGGUUGCAAUGAAGUAUUUAAUAGAUCUUCGGGGUCGUGGACUGUCAGGCAGAUCUCGAAUCUCACUUGCUAAAGUUUGUGGUAGUGACAGGACACAGGGUCUAGGGAAAAUCAACCAGCUGGAUGACAUCAUAGAAGCAGUUCAAACUACAAGGAAAGGAGAUAAAACUACCACAGUUCUGAUUAGUGGAAACCGUUUGCGUCGUGAAACUCUAAAAGACUUUUUUGAAAAGCUGAAGGAUAUUGAGAUACUUGGCCUUUUUAAACCCGCAUUGGAACCUGUUGUCUCGUUUUUAUCCAAGCUAGUAAAACUUCGAGUUCUUGUGAUCAGGGACUGUGACCUACUUAAAGAUAUAGAGGAUCUUAAGGCUCUCCGCGGGUUACAUGUUCUUGAAGUUUCCGGAGCCAGCUCCCUGAAGAAAAUAUCUGACGACUUCUUUAUGGAUAUGCCUGAUAUUCAAAGUCUUCAUCUCUCAGGGCUUCAGAUCAAAUUUUCUCCUUCCAGUAUUUCUGAACUGAAGAAGCUUCACUGUCUCAUCAUCAGGGACUGCCCUUUAUUGGAAGAUUUGCCAGACAUACAAGAACUAGUAGAGCUUGAGGUUGUUGAUAUUUCUGGUGCUCGUGGGCUUCAAACUUGUUUUGACCACGCAAACGGCAACGAGAAAAACAUAAUAAAAAACAAAAGCUUUUAUCAUCUUAAAAAACUUCAGCUCCUUGACUUCUCGGAGAGCCAAAUAGAGCGACUGCCAAUAUUUCAGGACUCUGCUGUGGCCGACAAGCUUCACUCCUUGACUCGGCUCUUGUUGUGCAAUUGUAGCAAAUUGAGAAGAUUGCCUAGUUUGAAGCCCUUGUCAGGUCUCCAAAUUCUUGAUCUCUCUGGCACUUCCAGCUUAGUGAAAAUGCUGGAAGUAUGUUUUGAGGAUAAGAAUGAACUCAGAAUUCUUAAUCUGUCAGGCACUAAUCUUAGCGAGUUGGCCUCAACCAUAGAUGAGUUGUCCAGUCUCAAAGAGCUCCUCAUAAGGGAUUGCACCAAUCUAGAAGUGAUCCCAAACAUCCAGACACUGAAAAAUCUCGAAGUCAUUGAUGUUUCCGGCAGUACCAAGCUGGCGAAGAUUGAGGGAUCAUUUGAAGACAUGUCUUACCUACGAGAAGUGAAUCUAUAUGGAACGAAAGUGGAGACACCGGAGUUGCCAAAGGAGACCAAAACCCAUUGUCUUAAGCGAAUCUUUUUGGCAGAUGGAAGGUGUUUUGAAGGUGAGACAUGGAGCCAAAUAAAGGAACACAUUGAACAUGAUAGAUCUGAGAAUGUCAGUUCCGCUGAUGCAGUUGUAUCAUCCCAAGAAAUCUCAGAAGAAACAGGAGAGAUUCAUUCAGCUGAACCUUGUACUGAGAAGGGAGAUGCCAGCAAGGAACAUCUUCUUCAGGUCCCCAUAGACAGAGCUAUAUAUAAGAAGUUACUAUCACGUUUUGAUUCCCCAAGUCACCAGGAAGCCAUGGAGAUCAAAGAAACUAAUGAGCUAGAUGAGGACACACUAGCUAAUGCUGAAUUUGUGUCUUUUGUAGACUGCACUUCUACAAGGAAGAACUUUGAUGUGUUUGAGGUCAAUGAAUCAACUGUAAAGUUUCGUAUUAGAAAUGAGGGUAUGAGGCAUCGAAUAUUGAACAGAGGAAUGUGGAAUAUCAUGGAUAUUCCUAUGAUCGUAUCGAAAUGGUCUCCCUUCACGGAAGACACUCAACCAGCAAUGAAAUCAAUCCCAUUAUGGGUUACGCUAAAGAACGUUCCGCCAACCAUGUUUACUCAUAAGGGCCUGCAGUUUUUAUCUAGUGCAGUGGGAAAGCCAGUUAGGCUACACCCAAAAACAGAGGCGUGUGUUAGCUUUACAGAAGCACAAAUAUUGGUAGAAGCAGAUUUGACGAAAGAAUUACCAUCGGAGUUUGUUUUUACAGGAGAGAAAGAAGGAGAGAUGGAUUCUAUAGUUCAGUAUGCCUAUCCUUGGUUGCCUCCAAGAUGUAGCUGCUGCAAAAAAUGGGGACACUUACAAGCCACUUGCCUCUCCUUGGAGAAGAAGGAGGAGCAAAUUGCAGGAAAUGUCUCGCCAGUGAAAGUACAAGAGAGUAUUGAGACUGAACCAGAUGUUCCGUCACUUCCAGUGGCUGAAGAAACUGUUUCCGUUGUUGAUCUUUCCAAAGAAACUGCAGAGCUUGACUUGAUUCCAGUUGAAGAGAACGGAGAGAUUAUGGAGCAGCCUUGGGUCACUCCAUCGAAAUCCGGUCGCAGCCCAACUAAGAAUCAAGUACAAGUUAACGCCGGCGAAAUUACAGUGCUUUCCAACCCUUACUCUGUGCUAGAGGUGGAGUUAGAUAGGGGAGGAGAUUUGGAGGGAAAAGAAAUCGAUGAGACUGUCAUCAUGCAGGAACCACACGUCAUCAUGCCCAAGGAAACUGGGUGGGUCAGGGAAAAAGAUUUUCAGUUUGGUUGUUUGUUAGAGACAAGGGUUCAGGAGAAGAAUGUCGUGGAAGUUAUUAAGAGUGUGUUUCAUGAUUGGUCACUUUUGACAAAUUAUGAGCAUAAUAGAAGAGGUCGCAUUUGGGUUGUUUGGAAGAACAAUGUGCGUUUGACUCCAUUUUACAACAGUGAACAAUUGAUCACUUGCUCUGUAAAAUUAGAGGACCAAACUAUGGAGUUUUUUUGUUCUUUUGUCUAUGCGUUGAAUCUUGCGGAACAAAGAUCGGCUUUAUGGCAGGAAUUAAAGGACCAUUUUGAUUCUCCGAUUAUGCGUGGCAAACCUUGGAUGAUUUUGGGUGACUUUAAUGAGACCCUAGCUAUGUCUGAACAUUCUCGGGUGGAGGAUAAUCCCAUGGUAACGAGGGGUAUGCGGGAGUUUCAAGAAGCAGUAAGUUAUUGUUCUAUCACAGACAUGGUUUUCCAUGGUCCUUUGUUUACUUGGUGGAACAAGCGAGACAUAGAUCCAAUUAUGAAAAAGCUAGACCGGGUUUUAGUCAAUGAUAUUUGGUGUCAGAUUUUUCCGCAUUCAUAUAGUGUUUUUGAGGCAGGGGGAUGCUCGGACCACUUGAGAGGCCGUAUUAAAGUUUUUGGGGAUGAGAGACUUACUCCAAGGAAGAGACGUCCAUUUAAAUUUGUCAAUGUGCUAGCUGAAAUGGGGGAAUUUCAGCCGAUAGUCGAGAGCUAUUGGCAGGGCACGGAGCCAUUGUUUUUAUCCACCUCGACGCUUUUCCGGUUUACUAAGAAAUUAAAAGGGCUUAAACCAGCUCUCAGGAAUUUGUCAAAGGAGUGUUUGAGUCAUCUGGAAAAGCGUUCUAGAGAAGCUUUGGAGGAUCUUUCUAGCAAACAAAUGGUGAACUUAUCUAACCCCACUGUGCUAACAAUGGCGGAAGAAAAUGAGGCUUAUUUAAGAUGGGAUCAUGUAGCUAGUCUUGAGGAGAAAUAUUUAAAGCAAACAUCGAAAUUGCAUUGGCUCCAGGUCGGAGAUAAGAAUAAUAAAGCUUUCCAUAGGGCUGCAGCGUCUAGGAAAGCGAUCAACACAAUUAAGGAAAUCCAGUGUAGUGAUGGAACUGUGGUUCAAGGGGAAGAUAUCAAGAUUGAGGCUGAGAGAUAUUUCAGGGAGUUCUUACAAUUUGUUCCAUCCGAUUUUGCGGGAGUAGAGGUAGAAGUGUUACAGGAGUUGUUACCUUUUCGAUGCUCACUUAGUGACCAAACUAUGCUUGAAACUGAAGUCUCCAAAGAGGAGAUCAAGAAGGUAUUAUUUGCUAUGCCGAAUGAUAAAUCUCCUGGCCCUGAUGGUUUCACUUCAGAAUUUUACAAAGCAACAUGGGAUAUCCUUGGUGAUGAGUUCUCUAUGGCAGUUCAAUCCUUCUUUGUUAAAGGAUUUUUACCUAAGGGUGUAAAUUCAACAAUUCUAGCACUAAUUCCAAAAAAGUUGGAGGCAACGGAGAUGAAAGACUACCGCCCAAUCUCGUGCUGCAAUGUCAUAUACAAAGUCAUAUCCAAGAUAAUCGCAAAUAGAUUGAAGUUGGUUUUACCGGAGUUUAUUGCUGGGAAUCAAUCGGCUUUCGUCAAAGACCGUUUGUUGAUUGAGAAUGUGCUGCUUGCGACGGAACUGGUCAAGGACUAUCACAAAGAAUCCAUCUCAGAACGGUGUGCGAUAAAAAUUGACAUCUCCAAGGCUUUUGAUUCGCUUCAAUGGUCCUUCUUACUUAAUGUCCUCUUGGCUCUGAAUUUUCCUCAAAAAUUCAUUCACUGGAUUAAGCUUUGUAUUACUACCGCCUCUUUCUCGGUUCAGGUUAAUGCAGAGUUAGCAGGGUAUUUCCAGAGCUCUCGGGGGUUAAGACAAGGUUGUUCUUUUUCUCCCUACCUAUUUGUCAUUUGUAUGGACGUUCUCUCGAAGCUACUCGACAAGGCUGCGGGAGUGGGGCAGUUCGGUUUCCAUCCUCGUUGUAAGGAGCUUGGCUUGACUCACCUGAGUUUUGCCGACGAUUUGAUGGUGCUUUCUGACGGUAAAACAAGAUCAAUUGAGGGAAUUGUGGAGGUGUUUGAUCAGUUUGCUAAGGUCUCGGGCUUAAAAAUAAGUAUGGAGAAGUCGACUUUAUAUAUGGCUGGUGUUUCAACCACUACUCGCCAGCAAUUUGCGAACCAAUUUCUCUUCACUGUGGGUCAGCUUCCGGUUCGGUACUUGGGGCUGCCUUUGGUUACUAAACGCCUCACCGUAGCAGAUUACACACCUUUACUAGAGCAGAUAAGACAACGGAUCAGUUCUUGGACAGCAAGGUAUCUCUCUUUUGCAGGCCGUUUUAAUCUUAUAAGCUCUGUUUUGUGGAGUGUUUGUAACUUCUGGUUGGGAGCUUUCCGUCUCCCUCGUGCUUGUAUUAAAGACAUUGAGACCCUUUGCUCAGCUUUCCUCUGGUCGGGCCCCGAAAUGAAUGUCAACAAGGCGAAGAUCAAAUGGGAUCAAGUGUGUUUGCCAAGGAAAGAAGGAGGACUUGGCCUUCGCAAUCUUAAAGAAGCAAAUGACGUGUGUUGCCUUAAGUUGGUAUGGCGAAUCAUUUCUCAUGGAAAUUCUCUCUGGGCUAAAUGGGUUGAAAAAUAUUUGCUGAAAGGGGACUGUUUUUGGAUUGCCAAAGAAGCUGCUAGUUUAGGCUCAUGGAUUUGGAGGAAACUUCUAAAAUACAGAGACUUAGCAAAAAAUUAUACAAAGGUAGAAGUGGGCUGUGGAGAGCAAACAUCUUUCUGGUUUGACAAAUGGUCUUCUCUUGGUCGAUUGCAUGAACUCAUGGGGGAUAGAGGUAUGAUCGAUAUGGGGAUCAAGAGAAAUAUGACUGUGGCAGCGGCUUGGUCCUCCCGCCGCCGCCGUCGACAUCGGCAGGACACUCUCAAUCUCAUUGAGGAGGCUCUCCUCUCUCAGUUUCAUCGUCGUACCACACAUGAUGAUAUUGUUUUGUGGCGGGGUAAGAAUGACGACUUCUCGAACAAAUUCUCUACAAAGGAUACUUGGAACCAUAUGCGGACGACUUCAAAUACUGUAGCUUGGCAUCGGGGUAUUUGGUUUAGCCAUGCGACGCCAAAAUAUAGUUUCUGCACUUGGCUUGCUGUCCAUGAUCGAUUGGCUACAGGGGCUAGAAUGCUGCGAUGGAACAGAGGAGAAACCGGGGUCUGCGUUUUUUGUCGAUUGCACCUUGAAACCAGAGAUCAUCUUUUUUUUGAUUGCAUCUAUACUUCUGAAGUCUGGGCUGUUCUAGCUAAAGGAGUAUUCAAAGCUCGAUAUACCAAAGUGUGGAAUGAGAUCAUUGCUUUUGUUUCAAGUUCUCAGUUGGACCGUUUAGAGGGAUUUCUUGUUCGCUAUGUCUUUCAAGCUACUGCUCACACCAUUUGGCGGGAGAGAAAUGGUCGUCGCCAUGGUGAAAGCCCGCACACUACAGCCAACUUGAUUAGGAUGGUAGAUCGACAGGUCCGCAAUCAGCUCACGACAAUUCAACGGAUGGGUGAUAGAAGAUACGAGAAAGGGUUACAAGCUUGGUUUCUUUCUAGGCGUUAAGUCUCCUUUGUAAAAACAAAAUUUCAGUUUUUUUUUCGAUUUCAAGCUGCACUAGUUGUAAAAACGAUAUUUUUCUUUGAAUAUAAUUUAAC